CUUCUCCAUCCCUUCCCCACCGGGCCACUAUUAUAUAGCCAUGGGUGGCGCACUCGCAAGAGUACACAGCUCCAUUGCAUCGACCGGCCGGCAAGAAGAACCAACAAGGCCUUGCGUUCUGCUAGUAUAGCUAGUGUGCGGCGUUGCUUGCUUAGCAGUGCACAAAAAUCGCCGGCCACCACGAGAAUCACAAGCGCCGAUCGAGCUUAAUUACUCCUGCAGUCCUGCUUUGCUAGCUUCCAUAUCUGUGUAGACUGAAGGGAUAAUUAAGGUUUAGAGGAGAGAGAUGAGGCAGUCCCGGUUCAAGAGGAUCUGCGUCUUCUGCGGCAGCAGCCAGGGCAAGAAGAGGAGCUACCAUGACGCCGCCAUUGAGCUCGGCAACGAGCUGGUGGCGAGGGGCGUGGACCUGGUGUACGGCGGGGGAAGCAUCGGGCUCAUGGGAAUGGUCUCCCAGGCGGUGUAUGACGGCGGCAGGCACGUCAUCGGUGUCAUUCCCAAGACCCUCAUGACACCAGAGAUAAGUGGCCAGACAGUGGGCGAGGUGAGGGCAGUGGCAGACAUGCACCAAAGGAAGGCAGAGAUGGCAAGGCAGUCUGAUGCCUUCAUAGCCCUACCCGGAGGGUAUGGGACACUGGAAGAGCUGCUCGAAGUGAUUACAUGGGCGCAGCUGGGCAUCCAUCACAAGCCGGUUGGGCUGCUGAACGUGGACGGCUACUACAACUCGCUCCUGACAUUCAUCGACAAGGCGGUGGAGGAGGGUUUCAUCAACACGAGCGCACGCCGCAUUAUCGUGCUCGCCCCGACGGCAGAGGAGCUCAUGGAGAAGCUCGAGGAGUACGUGCCUUACCACGACAGGGUCGCGUCCAAGCUGAACUGGGAGAUCGCGGAGAUAGGGCACCUUGGGACGUACUGACGGACACUAGCUGCAGCUAGCAAUUAAAAGGCCGGGCCGGUGCGCAGCGCGUGGUAUGCAUGGCGCGAUCGCCAUUCGACGACGGAAGAAAAGGAGUCGUCCAGCCGUCGGGUAACUUUGAUGUGCGGAUUUGGUUGAUGAAGGGUUUGAUUGAUGUGGUUAGCGAAAUUAAGCUGCGCGCGUGCGUGGGUCCGUUUUGUAUAUGUUUGCUUCGAUCAGGGGGCCGGACGGUUUAGCUUAAGGAUACUGCAAAACCUGACGCAGGGUUUCAGUUCCCCGGCAUCUUCUUGCCGUUGUUAAAUUCUCCUGCUCCAUCUGUACCUGCUUACUACUAGUAGUGUCUACUGUCUAGUCAAUCUAUCAAUCAAUAUAUUGUUACUAGUUUCAAGCUCCUGAA
Messenger RNA from Brachypodium distachyon (stiff brome), 1310 nucleotides. RefSeq names its product probable cytokinin riboside 5'-monophosphate phosphoribohydrolase LOGL10. The coding region runs from base 287 to 913 and encodes 208 amino acids. The transcript is spliced from 7 exons. Lineage: Eukaryota; Viridiplantae; Streptophyta; Magnoliopsida; Poales; Poaceae. Gene Ontology annotation, biological process: cytokinin biosynthetic process. The record is from RefSeq and is a predicted model, not a curated record. Gene Ontology annotation, molecular function: hydrolase activity, hydrolyzing N-glycosyl compounds. Gene Ontology annotation, cellular component: cytosol; nucleus.